GAAAUAAACGAAUUUGUGAAGCGAUUUAAAAAUAAGUCAUGUCUUACUGGUUCCACAGAAACCCGCUAAAGGCUACAUCUACUCUAACUUUUGAGUUAGCAGGCGUGUCAACGGACGACAAAACGAGACAAAUAUUCGCUCAAAUGCGUCAGACAAGGGGCAAACUGCUUGAACUGUUAACAGAUCCAAACCACGAAACUGUGACUGUGGAGAAGGCUGUCAAUGAUUACUUCUCUCUGCUUCUGGGCUUGAUACAGCCAUUUGAGGAAAAUGAAUCUGAAAAUAAACUGAGGAGAGCCAUAAAAUAUAGAUGGACAAACAGCCUACUAGGAAAUGCUGUCAAGGAGCAGCAAGAUUCUGUUUUUGAAGCUGCAAGUAUGGCGAUAAACGUGGCAUUAUGGUACACUAAACAUGCUGCUAAGUUAGCUGCCAAAGAAGAGCCAGAUAUGGAAGAAGCAAAGGAGGUACACAAAUGUCUGAAGAUUGCUGCAGGAAUAUUUACCUAUGUAAAGGAUGAUUUGAUAGGACGCCUGUCAGACAAUACAGAGAAUGCGAUAGACACAGACAGUCGUGUACUGGAUGCCUACAUUUAUCAUUGUACUGGGGAGGCCCAGGAGGUGACAUUGGCCAGAGCUGUUGAGAUGAAACAUUCUCCAAGUUUAAUUGCUGCUCUGUCUUACGAGACUUCCCAGCUGUAUCAAAAAGCAGAUGAUGCUCUGCAAAGUCUGGACAUCAAAGUAGUUGGGAAAUGGAGGAAGUACUUCCAGUUAAAGUGUGAAUUUUACAAAGCUUAUGCCUACUGCUAUCAGGGGGAGACAUUGUUGGCGCAGGACAAAUGUGGAGAGGCUGUACGAGGGCUGCAGGAGGGGGUCAAGUGUUAUGAGAAAUCUGAGGCUCUUUGCAAAGAAUAUGCUAGUACUAAAGGUCUGGGUACAUUUGCAAGACCAGCCAACCAUCUUUUCUUCAGAAAGUUAGGACCAGUUCUGAAAAGAACGUUGGAAAAAUGUGAAAGGGAGAAUGGAAUGAUCUACCACCAAAAAGUGGCAUAUGACCCUCCAGUUCUGGAGUUAAAGGCUACCUAUGGACUGGCUGCCCCCGAGCCAUUUACUCCCCCCGCCCUAAAUCCUCUCUGGAGCAAGGAGGUGUAUGAAAAAAUGAAUUCCAAAAUGGCACCAAAGCCUGAAAAUGACAAAGACAAGAAAGAUAAGCCAACAGAACUGCCGCCAGUGAAGGAGAAAGAGACUCCAAUGUCCGAGAAAGACCCAGGCACAUUCAGUGGAUGUGUGAUGUCAUAAUGGAUAUGUGAUGUCAUAAUGGAAACACUUGUCAAAACAGGACAGAAAACCAGACAUUCAGCAUCAGCAAUGUUAACAAUGUAACACAUGUUUUAUGUGUUAAGAUAACAGUAAACACAAUCUUAUCACCAAUAGAUUUUUUUUUCUUUCCAUAAAUAAUUGGACUUUGAAUGAUGUACAAGAGCAUGAAGAACACACAGACUUCAUUAGAAAAUUUUUUGUUGUGAUAUAAAAAAAAUAUGUACAAGGCAUUGAUAAGGAUUUGUCUUUUCAAAUUGUAAAGCAUCAUAUUUAAAAAGGUCAAGAUAAAUCUCUUCAAAGUAUGUACAUGUACUACAUAGUGUAGUGAAAUUUUUUUUUUCCAGGAGUGCAGUCUUUCAUUCAUUGUGUGAUGUAUUGUAGUCACCUUGUUAUGGCUCAUGGUUAUAAUAUUCAUGUAGAUAAAUGUAAGUAUAUUGUACAUACAUGUAUAUGUAUUUUUAGCCACCAUACCUUCUUGUAAUGAUCACAGUUUACCCAUUUCCUGGACAUGUACAUUGUAUUCUACCUAAUUGUUAUUGUCAUGUGGAGGCAUUUGUUUUCUCUUCACAGCAUACUGUACAAUAUUUAAGUAUUUCAUGAAUUGUUACUAAAAUAAUAUUGUCUGCCAUAUCAUAAAUUAUAUUAUUUGGAAUUCACAUGUAUGUACAUAUUGGUAUGUACUCAGAAACAAAGAUUUUUUUUUUUUAUCUAGCAUCCUUUUGAAUUUAACAUGCAAAUCUCUGAACUUGUUUGUUGCUUUCAGUUAAUAAUUUUAAGCAUUUUUUGUUAUUAAAAAACAAUGCAAUUACUAGAUAAAAUUACUAAUACAAUGUAUACAUAAAAUUUUCCAGUAUACAUUCAUUGUAUUAUUAGUAUAUGUUUGUUGAAAUAAAUUGCAGAUUAGAUGUCUAUAAAUGUAUGUUAGUCUGUUUAUUACUUUUACCAUUUCACUCCCUGGACUAAUAUAGAAGACAUUUUCCGAAGAUGGAGAAAUAAAGAUGAGGAUGCUUUUGGAGGAAUCUCUCUACAUCUAGGAUAUUCUAGAUAUUACAACAAAACAUGUAAUAUACAUGUAUGAAGAAUAGUCAAUGUUUUGUCAUAGGAUAUCGAAUUUAUUCAAUGAAUGGAACAAGAUUUUAUUUUUUAAGAAGUCCUGUAUAUUACUUAAUUUUCAUGACACCUUAUUUUUGCAAGAUUAUCAUCUGGUAAUAUAUUACAAGACAAAAUUAUUAUAAAUUUUGGCUAUUACUGUAUAGAAACUUUAGCAAAAUAUGUACUUAUAUUUAAGCAAGAAUCACAUUUUUGCCUGCAGGCAGUAUUUAAUUUUUGCAAGAAAAUUAGGUUUUCUCAAAUAAAAAGUGAUUUUUUUUACAUAUUCGGUGUCGUGCCAUUUCUAUUUACAUUUUUAUUCCUACUUUUAUUGCAAAACAUCAGCCAUAUGUACAUGAAGUUGCAUUUUCAGAUAUUUCUUGGAAUUUACGAUGUUAUAAAAACUUGAAAAACUUAUGACAUGGUACCGAAUAUAUAUAGAUUCUGUUUCAUGAGUAAAAUAAAUUUCAUGUUUAUUUCAAGCAAA
This is a messenger RNA of Saccostrea cuccullata (small rock oyster), 2892 nucleotides long. Its product is annotated as BRO1 domain-containing protein BROX-like. The transcript has 11 exons. The coding region runs from base 39 to 1295 and encodes 418 amino acids. The record is from RefSeq and is a predicted model, not a curated record. Lineage: Eukaryota; Metazoa; Mollusca; Bivalvia; Ostreida; Ostreidae.